UAACCGCAUCUCUCGCCACUUCCCCGUGUUAGCAAGCAUGCAUGGCAGAGCCUAGCUUGGAUACAGACAAACAUGGGCUUCACUAACAGGGGAGGGGAGAAUUGAAGGAAGCUGAUAGUGAUUUUUUAAAACUGGAUGUUUAAGGGCAAUUUGGUUGUUUAGAUGGAAUGCAUCGUGCCUCCCCCCACCCCUUAGAAACAGGGACAUUGUCUUUGUGGAGACCGGGAAAUCUGGCGAUAAUAGCAGCAUGCAGUGUUUUCCUGGGAACAGCUGUCACUUCUUUUGAGCAAAGGAUUUGACUAAGGCUGUGUGGUUUUUAAAUAACUUUACAGAGCGUGAAAAAUUGUCCACUUCCCAUUUACAGCUGGGCACGCCAGGUGGCUUUUGUUGGUAAUGUGAAAACAGGGCUCAUAAAGCACAAAGCAUCGAAACAGGAAAGAAGGGGGCCAAAGGGGUAACUGUGUUAAUUUGCAGCAGUUAAAAAUAAACGGGUGCCUUAAAGACGACACACAAGAUUUGAUUUCCGGAUGGACAUUCUAACACCAGUGAGGAGAGGCAAAGAGGCAUUGGAUUGAAAAGCCAGCUCAAAAAUCAAGAGAUUUGCAGAUAAAGAUCCCUUUAGUUCCUGAGGCUUUUGCUUCACAGAGUUAAAAUGGCUUAGGGAUGCAAAGCCUUUGAUUGUUUAUUCAGAAGGACACCCCCCUGAGAGACAACGAAAGAGCGCUUAGUGCAGAGACUUCGGUAUCAACUGAAGUAUGUUCAGCCGCUCUGGGUACCGAGCCAUUCCACUGGGAGAUUUUGAUCGGUUCCAGCAAUCCAACACCUGGCUGAGUGGAUCACAGAGAGGCUUUUUCCCACUGGGACGCACGGAGGAUCCAUGGGACCAAGUGGAGAGGGGAAUAGGUACACCCCAAGGGCUCUCGUCACGGAUUUGUCACGGGGUGGUCACCGCUUUGGCAUUUUUGCUGACCGUCAUCACCUUCCCUAUUUCUGGAUGGUUUCUUCUGAAGACGGUCCCGACCUAUGAGCGAGUUACCGUGUUCCGUUUGGGGCGGAUCCGAGCCCCCAAAGGGCCGGGCUUGGUUUUGCUCCUGCCGUUCAUCGAUCACUGGCAACGAGUGGAUUUGAGGACCCGCGCAUUCAGCAUUCCCCCCUGCAAGCUAACCUCGCAAGAUGGAGCUUUGGUGUCUAUCGGAGCUGAUGUCCAGUUCCGAGUUUGUGAUCCGGUGCUUUCGGUCAUGAUGGUGAAAGAUCUCAACAUAGCUACACGGAUGACUGCCCAGAAUGUCAUGACCAGAACCCUGCUCAAGAAGUACCUACGGGAGAUCCAAACGGAGAAAUUGAAGAUUAGCAACCAGCUCUUGCUGGAAAUCAAUGACAUCACCAGGUCUUGGGGCCUUGAGGUGGACCGGGUGGAACUGAUACUGGAGGCCGUGCUGCAGGCGCCCCCCGACACGGUGGUUGCAGGAACCUCAAACAGGAUGAAUUCUUUCUGCGGAGUACAGGGGCUGGACAGCCUUCAACAACUGGCUCUUCACUUCUUCGGCAAGAGCUUAGUGGCAGCAGCCGACACCAGCAUAAAGGAGCCUCUCAGUACAGUUGCCUCCGUCUCUGAGCCUUGCCGUGUCUUGCAACACUCUGUUCCAGAAGCAAGUAACGCGUUGCGUGAAGAGGCACCUUCUGCUUCUUCACCCCGUCCCAGCUCACGCUCAUUUUGGGCAGACCGAAUACGUCUAGUUGGCUCCGGCGGUGAAGAGAUCCAAGCGCAAGUGGAACAUGUGGAGGUAAAGAGCGAAACGGGGCCUCCCUGCAGCACCUUGGUACAGGAAACCAGGAAGCACUUUGAUCCUGAAGAUUUCCUGCUCACCGUAGAAGACUACUUGUCCGAAUCCUUAGUGAACCAAAUCAGAGCUUGCUACCAGUUCAACGUUCUACUGCCAGGAGGCGUACAAAACACCUAUUUCAUCGAUCUCUCCACAGGCCAUGGGAAAACAGGCCACGGACUGCCAGACCACCCCCCCGACGUGGUGCUAGAGAUGGCAGAGAGUGACCUGGGGCCUUUAGUCUGGGGCGACCUCAACCCUCUGAAUGCCUACGUCUCUGGGAAGCUGCGGGCACAGGGAGACCUGACCAAGGCCCUGAAAUUAGAACUGCUCUUCAAGGCAAUGGGUCAGAACCAGAUGAGUUGACGAUCCUGCCUGUGUGGCUCUGUGGCUAUCCAUGCGUGUGCCGGUUUGGUCAAGCCUGCUUAAUUGUCCGGAUCUCAAGAUGUUGCUUUGAUCUUAUGACCUCUCCGUUGCUGCAGACUUUGGGCUCUGGGCUUUGAAUUCUCAGGGGGGUGGAAUGCUACAAAAUCUGGGGGUCACCUGGAAAUGUUCUGUACCUGCAACAUAGGGCAGCAAUUGGUGGCCUCUUGCAAUGAUUUGUGGAUGUGUCCAAGUGAUUCUAUGAAAAUAAGGGCAGGACUAGGUGCAAAUAAGGGUGGGUGGGCAAAGCCGCAUGCUUGCUUAAGCCAUCGCCGAAGAAAUGCUGCAACAGACUUCUGCACAAAGUGGCAAAAUUUCAGCGUUUGAAUCCCCAUCUUUUUUUUUUUUUAAUCUCAACAUUUCCUUUGGAAAUCUGUUUUUGGAACAUAUCUUUUAAAAACAACAACCCUAAAUGUUAAUUCUUAUUGUUGAAUUUUACGGCAAUAAACUACAUUAUUUAUUUA
Molecule: messenger RNA, 2710 nt
Organism: Eublepharis macularius
Lineage: Eukaryota; Metazoa; Chordata; Lepidosauria; Squamata; Eublepharidae
Gene: STOML1
Product: stomatin like 1
Exons: 8
Coding region: 756-2189 (477 amino acids)
Cellular component (GO): plasma membrane
Source: RefSeq, a predicted model, not a curated record